Molecule: messenger RNA, 684 nt
Organism: Haliotis rubra (blacklip abalone)
Lineage: Eukaryota; Metazoa; Mollusca; Gastropoda; Lepetellida; Haliotidae
Product: GTPase IMAP family member 4-like
Exons: 2
Coding region: 1-684 (227 amino acids)
Molecular function (GO): GTP binding
Source: RefSeq, a predicted model, not a curated record
AUGAUGAAGUAUCUGAUAAUCCUGUUUACAAGGAAGGAUGACUUGAUUCAUAACAACGUCACUGUUGACGAAUUUAUUGCAGAAGCACCAGAUAGGCUGAAGACUUUACUCCUAGCAUGUCAACAUAGAUUUGUGGCAUUCAACAAUAGGGCACCAGAGGAAGAUCGAGAUCAAGAUGUCCAAUCAUUACUCAAUGCAGUUGAUAAAAUGGUAGUUGCAAAUCGAGGAAGGUGCUACAGCAACUGGAUCUAUGUUUCCGCUAGUAGGAUUAUAGAGGACAGAAAGGAACAGCUAAGACUUGAGCACAGGAUAGAUGUCCAGAACAAGAAAGAUUACGUCAAGCGAAAGCGGAAGAUGAAGCAUGAAAUUCUAGCCCAACUUCAACAGAGGCUGCAGGACCUCAAACAGGAGAGGUCAGAUGAUUCCACGGAGUCCUCCGAAAUAUACGCAGUGCAACAGGAGAUCCGGGGUUACGAAAUGAUGAUAGAAAAACAUCAAAGGCAGUACGAGGUGGAAUGUAGGAAAGAAGAACGAGUGAUGGCAAAUGACAUGAAUUUACAUUUCAGAGAUUCAUUUCGAGAUGUAAUGGACAUGGGGACAAACCGUAAUAUCAGCGUUCGUGAAACUGGACUGAAAAUGUUGAUAUUGGAGGUAAAGAAGACGGUAUCGUCUAUUCUUGGGUGA